This is a messenger RNA of Terrapene triunguis (Three-toed box turtle), 1512 nucleotides long. RefSeq names its product myelin associated glycoprotein (gene MAG). The transcript has 8 exons. The record is from RefSeq and is a predicted model, not a curated record. NCBI's taxonomy places the organism in Eukaryota, Metazoa, Chordata, Testudines, Emydidae. The annotation marks the transcript as partial.
UACAACCAGUACACGUACUCGGAGCACAGCAACCUGGAGAUCGUCGACAAACCCACCAUCGUGCCCCCGGCUGCAGUGGUGGUGGGGACGGAGGCGGAGCUGCGGUGUGUGGUGCCGGAUAACUGCCCCACCAUGAAGCCGGUGGUGAGCUGGUUGAACCACGAGGCGCUGGAGGGACACGCUGUCUUCGGCCAGCUGGAGGAGGAGAGCGGCACCUGGAGCCAGGUGUCCCUGCUCAAGUUCCAGCCCUCGCGGGAGAACGACGGGCACGAACUGGGCUGCCAGGUCACCUACACCAACACCACCUUCCUUUUCGAGGCCUUCGCCACCCUGGACGUCAAGUACGUGCCCCAGAUCCUGCAGGUGAACUCGUCCCUGGAGAUCACGGAGGGCUCGCACGUGGUGCUGCUGUGCGUGGCGGACAGCAACCCCAUGGCCUUGCUGGCGUGGUUCAAGGAGGAGGCCGUGCUGCGGGAGGAGCCGUCCACCAACCUGACGCUGGAGCUGGACAACGUCACCCACGCGCACGAUGGGAUCUACGUCUGUGUGGCCGAGAACGUGUACGGGCGGGUGAACCGCUCCCUGGCCCUCACCGUCAUGUACGCCCCGCGGAAGCCGUCGGUGAACUCCUCGGUGGUGGCAGUGGAGGGGGAGCCGGUGACUAUCCUGUGCACCACCGAGAGCAACCCCGAGCCCAUCAUCACCAUCUUCAAGGAGAAGCAGAUCGUGGCCACGGUGGUCUACGAGAGCGAGCUGCUGCUGGAGAUCCCCGCCGUGACCCACGAGGAUGACGGGGAGUACUGGUGUGUGGCGGAGAACCAGUAUGGCCAGCGCGGCUCCGCCUUCAACCUCACCGUGGAGUUUGCUCCCAUAAUCCUCAUGGAGUCGAAGUGCACGGCGGCUCGGGACACGGUGCAGUGUGUUUGCGCCGUGCUGGCCAAUCCGGAGCCCGUGAUCUCCUUCGAACUGCCCACCCGGAACGUGACGGUCAACGAGACUGACCAGGAGUUCGUCUAUUCCCAGAAGACGGGCUACACGGUCACCAGCAUCCUGACGCUGCGCGGGGAGCCGGACUCGCAGCUCUUCAUUGUCUGCUCCGCCCGCAACCUGUAUGGCACCAAGAACCAGCAGCUCCAGUUCCACCACUCCAACAAUCUGAUGUGGGCGAAGGUGGGGCCGGUGGGCGCCGUGGUGGCCUUUGCGAUUCUCAUCGCCGCCGUGUGUUACGUGAGUCAGACGCGGAAAAAGAAAAACGUGAAUGAAAACUCCAGUUUUGUGCAGCUGGAGCACCCGCCCGUGGCGUACAGCGGCGAGUACCGGCCCCCGGGGGCCCUGGACAAAUCGCAGUACGAGCGGCGCCUGGCCUCCGACAAACGCCUCCUGAACAAGCCCGAGGGCUCCCUGGACCUGAACGUGGACUACGCCAACAUCGACUUCACCAAACUGCCCACCAAGGACAGCUACACCCUGACGGAGGAGCUGGCGGAGUACGCAGAGAUCCGCGUCAAGUGA